GAGGAGAGAGAGGAAGGGGGGAAAAAAGGGGGAAGGAGAAAAGGGAGGAAGAAGAGGAGGAAGAGGGGAAUGGGUUAUCCUGGAAGGCUGGGCCUGGGCUGCAUAUGGCAGCCACUGCUUUACCUUUCGGGCCCAGCUCCUUCCUUUGUAGGACUCCCCUGCAGCGGUGCCAGCCUGCGUCUCGGAACUGAGGGACUAGGAGCCGGUGUGAGUUUUGUUUUCUGUUCUCCUUCCAGCCUCAGUGAGAGUUUUUUCAUGGUGAAAGGCGCUGCUCUCUUUCUGCAGCAGGGAAGCAGCCCUCAAGGACCCCGGAGUCUCCAGCAGCCCCACAAGCACGCCGGUGACCUGCCCCAGCAUCUUCAAGUAAUGAUCAACCUUCUUCGCUGUGAGGAUAGAAUCAAACUGGCGGUGCGCCUGGAAAGCGCCUGGACGGACCGCGUCAGGUACAUGGUGGUGGUGUACAGCAGCGGGCGACAGGACACGGAAGAGAAUGUCCUUCUGGGAGUGGACUUUUCCAGCAAGGAGAGCACGAGCUGCACCAUAGGGAUGGUUCUUCGUCUGUGGAGUGAUACCAAGAUACACCUCGAUGGUGAUGGUGGGUUCAGUGUGAGCACAGCGGGAAGGAUGCACGUCUUCAAGCCGGUGUCUGUCCAGGCCAUGUGGUCGGCCCUCCAGAUCCUGCACAAGGCCUGCGAGGUGGCCCGCAGGUACAACUACUUCCCCGGAGGCAUGGCCCUGGUGUGGGCCACCUACUACGAGAGCUGCAUCGGCUCCGACCAGAGCUGCAUCAACGAGUGGAACGCCAUGCAGGACCUGGAGUCCACCAGGCCGGACUCCCCGGCCCUCUUUGUGGACAAGCCCACAGAAGGGGAAAGAACAGAGCGCCUCAUCAAAGCCAAGCUCCGAAGCAUCAUGAUGAGUCAGGACUUGGAAAACGUGACCUCCAAAGAAAUACGCAACGAAUUAGAAAAGCAGAUGAAUUGCAACCUGAAGGAGUUCAAGGAGUUCAUCGACAAUGAGAUGCUUCUCAUCCUGGGUCAGAUGGACAAGCCCUCCCUCAUCUUUGAUCACCUUUAUCUGGGAUCUGAGUGGAAUGCGUCCAACCUGGAGGAACUGCAGGGCUCAGGCGUUGACUACAUCUUGAACGUCACCAGAGAAAUAGAUAACUUCUUCCCCGGCCUCUUCGCCUACCACAACAUCAGGGUGUACGACGAGGAAACCACGGACCUCCUCGCCCAUUGGAACGAGGCGUAUCAUUUCAUAAACAAAGCCAAGAAGAACCAUUCCAAAUGCCUGGUGCACUGCAAGAUGGGCGUCAGCCGGUCCGCCUCCACGGUCAUUGCUUACGCCAUGAAGGAGUUUGGCUGGCCCCUGGAGAAGGCCUUCAACUACGUGAAGCAGAAGCGCAGCAUCGCCCGGCCCAACGCGGGCUUCAUGCGCCAGCUGUCCGAGUACGAAGGCAUCCUGGACGCCAGCAAGCAGCGCCACAACAAGUUGUGGAAGCAGCAGACCGAGAGCAGCCUCCCGCAGGGGCCCGACGAGGCCCCCGGCCCCGGAGCCUUCCCGAUGGAGGGCUUGGAGGCGGAUCUGGAGGCCCGGCUGGUGGCCCCGGACAGCCCCAAGCAGCCCGGGCUCCUGGACGACGCGGCCCCCGCGGGCCUGGCCUUCCCUUACUGCUUCCGCCAGCUCUCAGACCCCCUCCCCAACUCCUCAGGCCACGGGGGCGACUUCCUCCAGCUGGAGGACUUGGAGAGAGACGCUCUGCUCGGGGGGGAGGCAGCGCCCGAGCCCGCCAGACGCCCCCGGAAGGCGUCCGGCUCAUGUGACAAGGAGGUCAGGAAGAGGCUGGAGUUUGGAGCCCCCAGGCCUGUGAGUGGCGCCGGGGCCCAGGUGGAGGAGAUGGAGCGGGAUGAGAGCCCGGGGGCCGAGAGGCGGGCCCGGCCCCUGAGCCUGCCGCUGGACAACCGCCUCAGCCCCAAGGAGAACGUCAACAACAACAACAGCAAGAGGAGCUGCCCCGAGGAUUUCGAGCACGACGCCAUAUUUGGGAUCCUCAACAAGGUGAAGCCUUCCUACCAGUCCUGCGCCGACUGCAUGUACUCCGCUCCCAGGGCGGGGCCGGAGGCUUUCGGGGAGCGGUGCGAGAAGACGCUCGGCGCCCCCGCCAUCUGUACCCAGCCCCCCCUGCUGCCCCCUCCCACGCCCGCCCCCGGGGACCAGGCGUCCGGCAAGCCCCGGCUCCUGGAGAGACCGUGCUCGGACCCCGGGGCGAGCCCCCCCGGCCCGGCCGCGGACCCCCCGGAACCCCCCAGGGAGCCGCAGAAGGCCGCGGCCAAGCUGCCCGCCCUCCCGAAGAACUGUGACAAGAGCCCGCCCGGCCCGGAGGCGCCCAAGGAGGAGCCGGCCGCCCGGAAGGAGGCCCGGGCCGCCAAGGACCCGAGGCUGCUGCUCUUCGCCAAGGAGCUGGCCAAGCCCAGCGCCAGCAGCUACCUGAUGCAGCACCAGGAGUCCAUCAUCCAGCUGCAGAAGGCCGGCCUGGUCCGCAAGCACACCAAAGAGCUGGAGCGCCUGCAGGGCGUCCCCGCCGAGGCCGCCCGGCUGGAGGCCAGCAUCCCCGAGGAGAGCCCCGAGCUGCCGCCCCCCCGGGGCGGGCCCGGGCCCCCGGCCUCGCCCCCCGGCCCCCCGGCCUCGCCCCCCUGCCCCGGCGAGGCCGCCCUGCCCCUGGAGGGCGCCUCCCAGAAGGGCCCGGGGCCCGCCCUCCUCUGCCGCCCGGACCACACCAGCAGCUUCUCCAAGGACUUCCUCAAGACCAUCUGCUACACGCCCACCUCGUCCUCCAUGAGCUCCAACCUGACGCGGAGCUCGAGCAGCGACAGCAUCCACAGCGUGCGCGGGAAGCCGGGCCUGGUGAAGCAGCGGACCCAGGAGAUCGAGACGCGCCUGCGGCUGGCCGGCCUGACCGUCUCCUCCCCGCUGAAGCGCUCCCACUCGCUGGCCAAGCUGGGCAGCCUCAACUUCUCCUCGGAGGAUCUGUCCAGCGAGGCGGACAUGGCGACCCUCGUGGACGCCCAGGACGCCAAGGCCGGCCUCGCCCCCUCGCCGCGGGAGCCCCCCGGGAGCCCCCCGCGACCGCCGGGGAAGCCGGCCCUGGGCGGCCUGUGGGCGGGCCGGAGCUGACCCAGACUUCCCCUGCCCCCCCAACACACGCGCUCCCCACCUGUGGCGGUCGGCUCCUGACGGCUCGGUCAUCGUGGGAAACCGAACAGCUCUCGGCCCCCUCCUGGGCCAGGCCCGAGCAGAGGGGCCCGGGGGCUGGAGAAUCAGCGGCGCAACGUAGCACAAGGACACAGUGGGCGGCGCCGGCCUGGGAGAGCCAGGAAUUCCCUCCAGGUCACGGCGGAACCCCCGGCCGCCCGCUCCCAGAGCAACGUGCCUGAGACGCGGCUCCUUCUCGGCGCCCUCGGGGCCCCGGGCCGGCUGGGACCAAGCGGUCGUGGCGACCCCGUCAGAGCGGCCCCGGGGGCCCGGCCCGGCGGGCGACAUAAUUCUACCUCUGUUCCGGCGGGCUUUGUUCUUCGGUUUCGUAUUUUGUUUUGGAUGCUUGGUCUUGUCUAAAAAACAAAGAGAAACAGAAUUCCGGGGACCCCGAGGGAGACCUCCUGAGAGGGACCGUGUCCGAGGGGCUUUCCGAGCAAACAGCCCAGGGGGUGGUCUCUGGGACCCCGAUCACCUUGGAGGCAGAACUGCUGUCUGACGACGUCCCGGAUGGAAGUGGAGGGGCCGGGCUCCCCGGCCACCGCCCAGGCCGGUUGUGCAGGAUUCGACCCCAUCGUUUGACCGUGCGGAGGGACGGCUGCCGUAGUCUGCCCGGCCUCUGACCCCAUCACGGAGCGGGCGUCUGGGUUGGAGGCUGUGUUUUUGUGGGCGGACGGGCAGGGGAUUGGGUGCCAUAGUCUUAACGCCGUCAACACUGGCUGCCCAGGCCUGAGCUCCAUCCCCGAGGGCUUGGAGGGGAAGGUCUCCACCGUCCGGUCCCUCCCGAGUUCUUUUCUUAUUCUGGCCACAAUAUCUUGGAGUCCCAUAUUUUGAAAACUACUCUGGACCAGGCGAGUCCUGCGCUUUCUCUGCCGCGGUUCCUUCGUGGAGACCUCAAGGAAACAGUUCCCUCAGGAAAAGGGCCGGCCCUCGCCCCUGUGCCCGUGUCACCCUCCAUGAGGGUUCCCAUCCUUCCUAAUGGAUCUGCAAGGGGAGUAAGGGGGCAGGAAAGGGAUCAAGCAUUUAUCUGGCAGGCCCUGGACCAAGCGCUCUACAGAGAGUGUGUCCUUGGGGACACCCAGAAUCCCCUUCUGCCUGCCUCGGGCCAUUUCUUUAGGGACAGCUCAGGGUCAGCCGCUCACACUGAUUUCCUAUAUCAGGAGGAGAUGAAAGUAACUGAGGGGGUGGAGGAGGGGGGAAGGCUCAUUUGUUUUUUGUUUUUUUUAAGUGAGCCUCCUCCCCGGGCAUCUGGGAACACAUUUCUCUGAGACAAAUGAACAGGUCCUGAAGCACGAUGUUUACACAUGUUCCAUAGCAACCACAGAGAGAAUGGGAGGGCAAUUGGGGAUCUCCGGGUUCCUUCCAGCCCCAAAUCUGCAUUCUGGGCUCCCAAGCUCCUUGGGGUGAAGGUCACAGGGAGUGGAUUUAAAUCUCAGACCAAAUGGCUCACUUCAGGUGGCGUAGGGCACUUGGGGGAUUAGAAGCCAGCUUCCCAAACCCUUUAAGUCUCCAUCCCCCUGUAACGGGGUCCAGUAUUCCAGGACUCCAACAUCCCCUGUUCUAAGCUCCCUCCCACCCUGACAUCCCCUAUUCCAAGGUCCCUCCCAGCCCUGACAAUGCUGUUCUGGCUCCAACUUCUUGUGUUCUGUGUUUCUAAUUUCUCCCCCCUUCAUUCUAGCCUCCUUCUCUCUCUCUCCCUCUCUCCCUGCCUUCCUCCUUCACAGAAGUUCUUCCCGCUGCCAACUAUGCAAGUUCAAAUCUUCAAAAGAGCUGCCUUGACAUUGAGAGGGGAAGUGACUGGCCCAUGAUCACAGAGCUAGUAGGUGUCGGGGCAAUACUUGAACCCAUCUCUUCCUGACUCCAGUUAUGGAUUUCCAUAAUUCCUUUCCUUCCUCCCUCCCUCUCUCUCUCUCUCUCCCUCUUUCUCUAUUUCUCUCUCUCCCUCUUUCUCUUUCUCUCUAUUUCUCUCUCUGUCUCUCAGAGAAAGAAUCAUUUUUGAUACGCAGGGAUCUGGCUCAGGAUGGGCCCGGUUGGGGGUGGGCACAGAUUAAAAAUAAGUGACUUCAGGCCCAAGGUCCCAGGGCUUAUGGACAGCGCAGGGGAGCUCUUAAACAGCCACGUCUCAUUAGGAAAGCAAACCUGAGGCAGGGGGCAGCCAGGGAUGCUCAGAAGCACCUUAUUGAGAGGCCUUGGGGGAGAGCUUCCCCAGAAGGUCACACGUAGCAUGGAAACUGCCCCCCAUCCUCCCCUUUAGAAAACCUCCCCAGAGAAAGCCAGCCGGGCCCUUUGCCUGCUCCCCUCGCGGGGCCUCCCCCUGCGCAGACUCCUCACCCAUCAUCCUGUCUUCGGGAAGCACAGGCUGGUGAAGGGAGCGCCUGCCCCGGAGCGUUUCCAUAAGGGCAUUUUUGCCCUGGCCCCGGACUCUGGAAGCUUCCAUGAAAUGAAGGAGCCGGAGGGCCGGGAGCUGGGAGGAGCGGGCUGUAGCAGCCGGUAGCCCAGUGGCCGUGGCCGUUCCCCGCUUCUCAUCCCGGCCUGGCAGUGAGGGGGACAAAAGAAGCCAGUUUUCUUCAAUACGGUUAGCAAAGAAGCUUUAAAAAUGAGUUCCCAGCCACAGUUAAGCGUCCCUGAACAGGGUGAUCUCAGGAGAGUGGAAACACUGGAUUUUGGAGCUGGAGGACCCCAGGGUCAGUCUGUUUUACUCUUCACUCCUUGUAUGACCUUGAACAAGACAAAUGUACCUUUUUUAAAUGUUAAGUCUCUUUGUAGCCUCUACGUUUUACUCCUCUGCUCAUUCCAAAACACCAUGAUUCUGACUUUCUGUUUCUGUUACUCUAUUUUUUUUUAACCCAGUCAUAUCCUAUUUGGGGUUUUCUUGGCAAAGAUACAGUAAUUUGCCAUUUCCUUCUGUGGCAUUUUACAAAUGAGGAAACAGAGGCAGACAGGGUAAAGCGACUUGGCCGGGGUCACCCAGCUGAUGUCAGGCCAGAUUUGAGCUCAGAUUUUCCUGAUUCUGGCUCUAUCCACUAACCGCCCAGUUUUCUUUUUCCAUUCUAUUCCUGUUGUUAUUAUUUUUACUUCUAUUAUCGUCCUGUUUCAAAAAGGCACAAAGUCUAAAAGAGAGUGUCUGAUGUAGACAGAAAGCAUCGUGGGCUGGGAUUAGCCAUGGCAGGGACAGCUAAUUCUUCAACUUAGACUAGGACCUCUAAGACUUUCCCCUCUGUCAUCUUAUUUUUAAGACAUCCAUUCCCCUCUUCCUAAAUUUUCACUUUCCCCAUUGAAAUCCAUCUUCCCCCUUUAUGUUUGAUGAUUUUAUCGGUUCAAAGACUUCCACUCACUGGUAACUAUGCAAGUUCAAACCUUCGAAAGGGUUGUCUUGGGGCAGUAGUCAGGAGGACCUGAGUUCAAAUCCAGCUUCAGACACUUAGUUGUUACUAGCUGUGUGACCCUGGGAAGUCACUUAACCCUAUUUACUUCAAAAAAAAAAAAAAAAGUUGCCUUGACAUUGAGAGGGGAAGUGACUGACCCAUGAUCGCAGAGCUGGUGGGUAUCAGUAGCAACACUUGAACCCAAGUCUUCCUGAUUCCAAUUAUGGAUUUCCAUUCACUGUAGCACAUGGAUGUUUUUUUCCUCCAUCAGCCCCCCCCCAAAAAAAAAAAAAAACUAACCUGUUCUCAGAGAAUUAUCACCUUUUUACCCAAUUCUCAUGGAAAAAAUGGUUUUCAGGUUAAAAGUCUUUAUAAAAAGGGGAUGAUGGGAAACUCAUUUUCCAUUCAUCGCUCUGGCAAUGAGAGAGUUCUUUUCUAAAAGGAUUUAUCGGGAGAGCCGUGCAGCCCUCUCUUCUGCCAUCAGAGGGGGAAAGUUAUGGGCUGGGGGUGAGGGAUCUUACUGUGGCAGACAUCGCUGCCCCUUCUGAGACAGCCUCAAGGAGACUGGUCUCCGCACUGGCCAGUCUGGCACCUGGGUUGGAGAUGCUCCCAGGGUCCUGCCGCUGACGCUAGAAUCUCCCAGUUGGAGCACAGAGGGGGGCCUGAAAGCUUCUCAUCUUCCAGAGGAAGGAGGGGCCUGUUUAGCAUUCAUGGGCCGGAGAUUAGCCAUUCUCCUGGCCAGAUAGCAUCCCUAAGGCCUCCUAUGGACAGAACUGUGUCCAAAAAAAAUGGAGUGGGCUGGAAAUAUGGUGAGUGCAGCUUCUUCUCUUGGGCUGCCUCCCUCUUCUCUCAGGGUUACCCACAAACCAUUGUUCCAAUUGCAUGACAGCCUUUAAUAAAAGUUGAGAAUGCCGGGGGCAGCUAGGUGGCGCAGUGGAUAGAGCGCCGGCCCUGAAGUCAGGAGCACCUGAGUUCAAAUCUGACCUCAGGCAUUUAAUACUUACUAGCUGUGUGACCCUGGGCAAGUCACUUAGCUCCCAUUGCUUUGUGGGGGGAAAAACUUGAGAAUGUUGGUUUUUGUUGUCAGAGGACCUCGCUCAAAUCCUGCUCUAAAUCACUUCCCUGAGCAUCAGUUCAUCGGUAGAAUGAGGGUGUAGCCCUGGAAGAUCUUGUGUGUUCCCAUCCAGACCUAACUCUGUGAUCCUCUGCAUAUUGUAAAUGUUUUAGGGCUUCCUUUCCCUGGCUCCUGGGGAUGAGGAGGAACCCACACUGGAGACUGGGGACCAACUUUGUCUUCCUUUGGCAGAUGUAGGCUUUCCUUUUGCCACUCCUUCCAAGGCCACUCGAUUGCCUCAGUUUCCCCGGUUUGUUUUGUUUUCCUCCCCGCUGCUGCCCCUGACUCUCGGCCCAGACAUGGGAAAGAGCGCAGCGUCGGUGGUAAUGAUGGGGAAGGAGCUCCGGGGAUGCUUCCCAGCUCCACAAGCGCACAAGUCACCAGUGGAAUCACAGUCCAAUACUCAGACUUUGACUGCUUCCUCCACUGUCCCCGCACCCCCCAGUUCUCACUCUUGACCUCAGGCCGCUCGAUUUUUCCCGCAAACAAGGCAAUAGGCUAUGUCCCCAUCUCCCUCCAGACUCGCACCUCCUGGCGGGACGACUUUGUCUGCUCUUAACAGGCCACGGCCCAGAUGGCUCUGGUUUUUCUAGGGUGAGUGUGACGUAUGUUUGUUGUAACCCACCCCACGCCUAUCGGGGACCGUGCCCCUGGACAUCCUUUGGGGUAGAGAAUACAGCAGUGUCUCUGACUCCCUUUGGCCAGCCACGUGUUGAGGCCCCCCAGUCUGAGACACUGACCUCUCCCCAGAGAACGCCAGUCUGCGUCCUCGGGGGCCUCGGGCUGGAGCCGUGCCGUGUCCCCUUCACCCGCGGAUGCUUUGGCUGCUCACCGCAAGCCAAACGUUGCCGCCGGGUCCUGCUGUCUGGCUGCGCAUUUAGUUGUCUGUCUUUGUGGUGAAUAAGUGUGUGUGUGCGUUAGUGGGCGAGGGUUUAUCCUACAGCUGCGUGUAUAUACAUAUAUGUACCUAAAUAUAUAUAUAUGAAUAUAGAGACAAUUUGAACCUGAGUUUUUCCCCCCACAUGCAGAUCUCCCAGAUGCCAUCAGCCUGAAAGAUCUCCAGUAAUACCUGCUGUAACUCUGUCCUUGAUUUGGGGGAGGGUUUGAGCUUGGGGUUUUGGUGGGGUCUUCGGUCUGAAGAAGGGAUGUCCCUGACUGACGAGUUCCUCCUCUCCUUCUCCUCCCCUGCUUGGGGCUUUCUUAGCCUGGCUGCAUGAGAAGAGUUGUCUUCCCUCCCUCCUUCCUUGUACUGUAAUUAGUUUUUUACAAUUGAGUGCCUUAAUGAUACUUUACAAAUACUGUGUAUUUAUGCUAAGUUGGUCCCACUCCGUUGAUCCCGUAGGGGACGGCUUUUUUGGUUUCCAGGGGCAGCCCACGGCGAUGACAUCAAACAUGUCGCGGCAUUUCUCCUCGUCCUGCGCUAAACUAGGGAUGUGCGGACACGAGAGCACGUCUCUUCGGGCUGGGGAUUCCCAAGUCCCCUCUCUGGCUCUCAGAAGAUUCAAAAUUCUAUCUCCAGAGAGACAGUGAGACUUAGCUCCUUUCUUCAGACCGGAUCCUUGGGAUCCUUGAAAGCCGUCACGGCCAACCUCCCGGUUUGGGCCGAGGCGUGAGGGGAGGUCUUGUUUCAGGCGACCACGACCCCCGAGGUCCCCGGUUCAGGGUCAGGGUCUGUAUACCUCUCUUCAGGGGCUUGGCCGAGAUCCCCCAUCGAUUCGUGCUCAGUCAAGGCUCGCACUUUAGCCUUUGGAGUCCAGUCUGGGGCUCUUAUUAUGGUGCCCAGAGGUCUUUGGAUAAGCGAAAGCCGACCUGCGCGGGACAUCAUAACUAAAACCUGGCACUUUGCCCAACCCUCUGUCCCCCGACGCAUCACAUAUAUCAUUUUAUUCUUCCUUUUUCCUAUUAUCUGAGCCAGCUUUUAUUUCCCUUUUUUUUGUCCAUUGGGAGUGUGUUAAUAAAAGACCGACCUAUCCACCACCAAUCCAUCACCUCCCAUUUCCCCCCAAGCCUAAGCUAGUGACCGUUUGACUUUUCCAAAGGGGUGAAUGAGUAACAAAAGCUGUCACCAAGCAUUGCUCUUAUUACGUAUCAAUAUUCAUCAAUUUCCUUCUGGUCUUUUUUUUUUACAUACAUAUUUAAGAGGCAGUAUCUUUUGUACUGUGAAUUUAUGGUAGAAGAUGAAUAAUGCACUUUUUUUUUGGUCCAUGUGUAUUGUAUAUAACGUGUGUGCUUCUCAUAAGGAAAAUAAACUUUUUUUUUCCCGUGCAAAA
Molecule: messenger RNA, 10004 nt
Organism: Antechinus flavipes (yellow-footed antechinus)
Lineage: Eukaryota; Metazoa; Chordata; Mammalia; Dasyuromorphia; Dasyuridae
Gene: SSH1
Product: slingshot protein phosphatase 1
Exons: 13
Coding region: 70-3177 (1035 amino acids)
Biological process (GO): negative regulation of actin filament polymerization; protein dephosphorylation; actin cytoskeleton organization
Cellular component (GO): cytoplasm
Molecular function (GO): protein tyrosine/serine/threonine phosphatase activity; actin binding
Source: RefSeq, a predicted model, not a curated record